Messenger RNA from Triticum dicoccoides, 1640 nucleotides. Its product is annotated as 3-oxo-Delta(4,5)-steroid 5-beta-reductase-like. NCBI's taxonomy places the organism in Eukaryota, Viridiplantae, Streptophyta, Magnoliopsida, Poales, Poaceae. The transcript has a single exon. The record is from RefSeq and is a predicted model, not a curated record. Bases 249 to 1442 code for a protein of 397 amino acids.
AUACCCCACACAUCCACCCCGAUUGCCAUCCCACGCCACGCAACGCACACGGUGGAAGCACCCCAACAACUCCACUCUCCCCCCAUUAUCCCCAGAUCCAGCCGGCGCUCCCCUCCCCCCACCGCCCGAUCUCGCCGCCUCCGACGGCCACCUCCGCUCUCCGCCCCCCACCACCACACCCCGGGACGACCAAGCUGCCCGCGGCCAGUCCCUAGCCCCCCUCUCCCCAGAUCCACUCCGCCCCCGCGAUGAGCUGGUGGUGGGCGGGCGCGGUGGGCGCGGUCAAGAAGCGGCAGGACGAGCGAGCGGCGGCGGCCGAGCCCACCUUCCAGAGCGUGGCGCUCAUCCUCGGCUCCACGGGGAUCGUCGGCACCUCCCUCCUCGACAUCCUCCCGCGGGACGACACCCCGGGCGGGCCCUGGAAGGUCUACGCCGUCUCCCGCCGCGCGCCGCCCGGCUGGUCCACCCCGCCGCCGUCCCCCGCCGUCACGCACCUCCAGCUCGACCUCGCCGACGCCGCCGCCGUCAGGGACGCCCUGACGCCGCUCUCCGACGUCACCCACGUCUUCUACGCCGCGUGGUCCAGCCACGAGACCGAGGACCGGAACCGGGAGGUCAACGCCGGCAUGCUCCGCAACGUGCUCUCCGUCGUCGUGCCCGGCUGCCCCGCGCUCGCCCACGUCUGCCUCCAGACCGGCCGCAAGCACUAUGUGGGGCCGUUCGAGGCCAUCGGCAAGAUCCCCGCCCCCGACCCGCCCUACACCGAGGACAUGCCCCGGCUCGACCACCCCAACUUCUACUACGACCUGGAGGACGUGCUCUUCGACCACGUCUCCGGCCGCGACGGCGCCGUCACCUGGUCCGUGCACCGCCCCACCGUCAUCUUCGGCUUCUCCCCCCGCAGCGCCAUGAACGUCAUGGGCAGCCUGUGUGUCUACGCCGCCAUCUGCCGCAAGGAGGGUACCACGCUGCGGUGGCCCGGCUGCAAGGUCGCAUGGGAGGGCUUCACCGACGCCUCGGACGCCGACCUCGUCGCCGAGCACGAGAUCUGGGCGGCCGUCGACCCGUUCGCCAAGAACGAGGCUUUCAAUUGCAGCAAUGGGGAUGUGUUCAAGUGGAAGCAGCUCUGGCCGAUGCUGGCUGAGCGCUUCGGGGUGGAGUGGGCAGGGUACGAGGGGGAGGACAGCCGGUUCUCCCUCGCUGACGCCAUGGCCGGGAAGGAGGCGGUGUGGACGGAGAUCCUCCAGGAGAACGAGCUUGUCACGACCGAGCUCGAGGAGAUCACCAGUUGGUGGUUCGUCGAUGCCAUGUUCAGUAUCGACAUUGAGCAUUUGGACAACAUGAACAAGAGCAAGGAGCAUGGGUUCCUCGGCUUCCGUAACACCGUCAACUCCUUCAACGCUUGGAUCGAUAAGAUGAAGGCUUCCAAGGUUGUUCCGUGAUGCUCUUAUUGUCUAGUAUCUAUUGUUGUUUACAGUAUGCUAUCACAUCACAUUUUAUUUCUCAUUUACCAAUUUACUGUUGAAAUUAGCUACAUCCCAUCAUUUGUGCCAAAUGUUGUAAUCUAGAAUAAGCCAGAACCAAAUAAAGCUCCCAAGUUGUGAAUUGAUUAUCUGUGCUCGUCAUGUCUUCAUUGCAAA